This is a messenger RNA of Dracunculus medinensis (Guinea worm), 615 nucleotides long. Lineage: Eukaryota; Metazoa; Nematoda; Chromadorea; Rhabditida; Dracunculidae. The record is from the annotation of a GenBank genome assembly.
AUGGUAGUAAAUGUUUUUGCAACAUCGGCAACAGUCGAACAGUGUUCACGUUACGAAUUAUUAGCAUUCGUUAACAAUUUUCUUAAGGCAAAUUUAACACGUAUCGAAGAAAUGGGAACAGGAGAAGCUUAUUGUCAAUUAACUGAUAUCUUAUUUCCUGGAAUAAUCCAAUUGAGAAAAGUAAAAUGGAAUUCCAGGAAAGAGCUCGAUUGGAUUGCCAAUUGGCGUCUUUUGCAAUCUGCUUGGAAGGACAUUGGUGUUGAAAAGGUUGUCCCUGUUGAAAAAUUAUUGCGGUCUAAAUUUCAAGAUAAUUUUGAAUUUCUGCAAUGGUUUAAGAAAUUUUUUGACGCAAAUUAUCAAAAUCGUAGCUACGAUGCGCUUUCUGCUCGUUAUGGUGAAGUAUGGGCAAAUGUUUAUGAGGAUUUUUUGGUCGACUUGGAAAAAGAACGAGAUUUUUAUUUUAAAAAAUUGAGAAAAAUCGAGAUAAUUUGUCAAACAGCAUUGUCCGAAAAAAAGAAAGUAGUUCCGGAUGUGAUACUCGAUAUACUUUAUGAGACCGAGGUUUCUUUUAUUCUUCUUCGAUUUUCAUUUGUUUACAAAAUGGCAUCGAACUGA